Molecule: messenger RNA, 1438 nt
Organism: Schistocerca serialis cubense
Lineage: Eukaryota; Metazoa; Arthropoda; Insecta; Orthoptera; Acrididae
Product: serine protease 33-like
Exons: 6
Coding region: 366-1328 (320 amino acids)
Biological process (GO): proteolysis
Molecular function (GO): serine-type endopeptidase activity
Source: RefSeq, a predicted model, not a curated record
ACAAGUGACAGUCGCCGUCUGCGAUCGUCAAAUGUUCCCGCGCCUAUCGUCAGCUAGAAGACUGCGCGCCCUCGCCAAGACGUUUAAAACAGUGGACAAGCCCGCGCACGCGCAGUCCUGAUCCGCAGGCCGACAACUGACUGUUGCUCUAGCCGAUUGUCAAAUGUUUCCGCGGCUGGCUUCGACUGGCAGAUAGCGCGGACAGGCGAGGUCUUCUAAAACGUUGCACAGGCUGCAUAUGCGUAGUGUGUUGGAUCAGCGCCCAAUAUUACAGUGUUUAUACGCAGACAUAUAUCCGACAAACGCUGUUUACAGCUAAUUUCAUUGAAGAGUGAGGAGAAUAAUGACAUUGUUAACAUUGAGUGAUGCGCCGUUAUACCUCGUUACAAUUUGAAGCUGGCAACACGUUGUUGGUGAUACUGGUUGUUGUCUGCCUCCUCCAAGCUGCAUACGGUGUUCCAGGGUGUGGAGUGGCCGGCGCCGAAGGGAGGCGGAGACAGCCGAGGGACUCCGAGGUGUCGCUGGCAGAAGGCCGUGGGUCGGACACCGGGAGCGGCAGAAUCAUCAACGGGCGCGAGAGCGCCAAGGGGGCGUGGCCCUGGCAGGCGUCCCUGCAGCUGUUGCAUCCGCAGCUGGGCCUGCUGGCGCACUGGUGUGGGGCCGUGCUCAUCCACCCGCUGUGGCUGCUCACCGCCGCACACUGCAUCCACAACGAGUUGUUCAACCUGCCGCUGGCGGCGCUGUGGACGGCUGUGCUGGGCGAGUGGGACCUCUCGCACCGGGAGGGCUCGGAGCAGCGGCUGCCCGUCGACCGCAUCGUGCUGCACCAGCGCUUCAGGCACCACCUGCACGACAUCGCCCUGCUGCAGCUGACGUGGCCGGCCAGCGGCGUGACACCGGCGUGCCUGCCCCCGCCGCAAGCCGCCUCCGCCCCCGCCACCGCCAGCUGCGUGGCCACGGGCUGGGGGCGGUCCAGCCGCUCCGCCGCCGCCUCCACGCCCGCCCCCGGCCGGCUGCUGGAGGCGCGCCUGCCUCUCCUGGAGACGCGCCGCUGCCGCCGCCUCUACCAGCGCGUCUCUGACGUGUCCCUGGGGCCGGGACACCUCUGCGCCGGCCGGCUAGACGGCUCUCAGGCCGCCUGCGUGGGAGACUCUGGAGGCCCACUGCAGUGCCCCUCUGGUGACGGGACGUGGUUCGUGGCCGGCAUCACGUCGUUCGGGUCUGGCUGUGCCCACCCCGGCCUGCCGGACAUAUUCACCCGCGUCUCUCACUACCUGGGCUGGAUACACGACACCAUCAAUAGCACCACAUAUGAAUCUGUUCAGUGAAGUCAUCUCAAGUUGAAGAUGUACCAGUAGACAUUCAGAGUGCAAAAAACUUAGUUUUCAGUGGUUUCUCUUUACAGAUUAGUAAAACAAUGUGUGAAAAAGAUUAUUUU